AUGAAGUUCGGGCAGCAGCUUCGUCAGUCCUUGAUUAAAGACUACUAUUGGCAUUACAUUGCCUAUGACGAACUCAAAAAUGCCCUCAAGAAACCCUUCGUUAACGGCAAGAACGGCGAGCGCGAGCCUUGGACGGACGAUGAUGAAGCGGCAUUCAUCCGACAGCUCGAAGGCGAGCUCGACAAAGUCUACACCUUCCAGAAGCUCAAGAGCCAAGAGAUAGUAUCGAGGAUCAAGGCUGCCGAGGCCGAAGUCAGACAGGUGAUUGAACGGCAAGAGAACCAGGGCUCGUCCGAUGUCGAAAGCGACGAGGAUCUGGAACAGGACUUUGAACUGCUCGAGGCCGACCUCAGCGACAUCAUCGCUGAUGUCCAUGACCUGGCAAAGUUCACCCAGCUGAAUUAUACUGGUUUCCAGAAGAUCAUCAAGAAGCACGACAAACAGACGGGUCUGAUCCUACGGCCUUCCUUUGCGACCAGACUCAAAGCGAAGCCUUUCUUCCAAGACAACUACGAUGCCUUUAUCGUCACUUUGUCCAAACUCUACGACCUCGUAAGGACCAGAGGCCACCCUGCGAAAGGCGACAGCUCUGCAGGUGGUUCUCAACAGAACUUCGUUCGACAGACCACCAAGUACUGGGUACACCCCGACAACAUUACAGAACUUAAGCUCAUCAUCCUGAAGCAUCUGCCCGUGCUGGUCUUCAACCCCAAUAAAGAGUUUGAAGAUAAAGAUUCCGCCAUAUCUUCCAUCUAUUAUGACAACCCAGAGACAUGGGAACUUUACGAGGGUCGACUGAAAAAGACCGAAGGGGCAGAAGCCAUCCGUCUGCGAUGGUACGGCGGGAUGGAGAAUGAAACAAUCUUCGUCGAGAGAAAGACACACCGAGAAGACUGGACCGGUGAAAAAUCGGUCAAGGCUCGCUUCACGCUCAAGGAGAAGAACGUGAAUGCUUUUUUGGCUGGCAAGAUGACGGUCGAAGAGGCCUUCGCAAAAAUGAGAAGAGACGGCAAGAAAAGCAUCCAGGAGAUCGAAGAUCUUGAACAGCUCGCCCGAGAAGUCCAAUAUCGAGUCAUCACCAGAAGACUGAAACCGGUCUGCAGAUCAUUCUACCACCGUACAGCUUUCCAGCUUCCUGGCGAUGCCCGAGUCCGCAUUUCGCUGGACACCGAGUUGACCUUGAUUCGGGAAGACAACCUUGAUGGUAGACAAAGAGCCGGCAACAACUGGCGGCGAAUGGACAUUGGCAUUGACUGGCCAUUCUCUCAGCUUCCCCCGGAGGACAUUGAGCGGUUCCCCUAUGCUGUCCUGGAAGUCAAGUUGCAGACACAAGCAGGUCAAGAACCGCCUCAGUGGGUUCGUGAUCUUACUGCCAGCCAUCUCGUGGAAGCCGUGCCGAAAUUUUCCAAGUUCAUCCACGGCGUGGCCACCUUGUUCCCCACGCGCAUAAACCUCCUUCCCUACUGGUUACCGCAGAUGGACGUCGAUAUCCGCAAACCCAUCACCCAUCGAUUCGGUAUCGAACGGCCCGCGAACACGGCCAGCUAUUCCACUAGUGACGUUGAUGACGAUGAUGUAGAUUCCGACGACGAGCAAGGGGACGGUCAAACUACGGGAAGGACUACCCCCUUCGUGGACGGGUCAACCAACGGCGACGAUGAACAAACGAUAAGGUUGAAGGCCGCCAGGCGUGCUCUGAACGAGCAUAGCCGUGCCCAAGAGGAAGACAGCCGACAGAAUGGAGAUGCCAACGCCGCUCCUGGCAACUCUCUGGAUGAGGAAGAGCGGGUGGCCGCACUUCCCCUGGGGGACGAAGAAUACAUCUACGACUCGGAGGCGGAUGAAGAAGACGAGAAUGAGCUUGAGGAGGCACGUCAUUCGAAGUCGUGGAGAUACUAUCCCUUGCUGGUGAAACAUCACGUCCAACAAGCGGGCGACGCACUCGUUCGAACCUUCAGAAAGGUCCCAACCUCGACUCCUCUCCCACAAAACGGCGGUGUCGGCAGCGUCAACCCGCUAGGCGGGCAGAUCCAAGUCAAGCGAUUCAAAGCGCCCCCUGGCAAACGGAUCCACGUCCCCGUCCGAGUCGAGCCGAAAGUGUACUUCGCCGCUGAAAGGACGUUUCUGUCCUGGCUGGAAUUCAGCAUCAUCCUCGGCUCUAUCGCCGCCACGUUGUUGAAUUUCGGUGACGGCAUCAGCCUCGCCUCGGCCUGGGGCUUUACCAUUGUCGCAUGCGCCGCAUUGGUCUAUAGUGUGGUCAUCUACUACUUGCGCGUGCAGAUGAUUCGGAAACGUAGGGCGAGUAUUUCCCGGUAUUAUGACAAGUACGGCACCACGGCGCUGUGCAUGGGUCUGUUUGCGGCGACGGCGGUCAGUUUUGGCUUCAGGAUCAGAGAAGAUGGAUGGUUUGGAUGA
Capronia coronata CBS 617.96 is the source of this 2415-nucleotide messenger RNA. RefSeq lists its product as uncharacterized. The transcript is spliced from 2 exons. The record is from RefSeq and is a predicted model, not a curated record. Bases 1 to 2415 code for a protein of 804 amino acids. Lineage: Eukaryota; Fungi; Ascomycota; Eurotiomycetes; Chaetothyriales; Herpotrichiellaceae. Gene Ontology annotation, biological process: polyphosphate metabolic process; vacuolar transport; vacuole fusion, non-autophagic. Gene Ontology annotation, cellular component: vacuolar transporter chaperone complex; fungal-type vacuole membrane.